CUACGCCGCGAUCGCAACCGAACCCAAAGCUCUCCCCCCUUCUACCCAUCUCACCGCCGCACCGACCAAAGCCCUAACGCCCGCAGCGCGGCGCGGCGAGCGGGGGACAGCGAGAGCCAUGGCGGCGGUGGUGGCGACGCAGCAGCAGCAGCGCAAGUACCAGUGGGGCGAGCUCGCGGACGAUGACGGCGCCAGCGAUCUCGGCCUCGUCCUCCUCCUCCCGCCGCGGGUCGUCGUCGGGCCCGACGCGGGCGGCCUCCGGACGGUGAUCGAGUACCGCUUCGACGACGAGGGCAACAAGGUCAAGGUCGUCACCACCACCCGCACCUGCAGCCUCCUCGCGCGCGCGCGCCUCUCCAGGAGCGCCGUCGAGCGCCGCUCGUGGGCCAAGUUCGGCGACGCCGUCAAGGGGGACGACGCCGGCUCGCGCCUCACCAUGGUCUCCACCGAAGAGGUCCUCCUCGAGCGCCCACGAGCCCGAGGGAAAAGGGCCGAGGAACCAUGUACUUCUGAUGAUCCACUGGAUAUGGCAAGUACAAGAAGUGGCAUUCUCAUGGUUUGCCGAACAUGUGGGAAAAAGGGUGAUCAUUGGACCUCGAAGUGCCCCUACAAGGACCUUUCUCCACAGACCCAAGGUCCUGUCGACGUUCCUUCUACUGCCGAUGGCCUGGCAGCACCACUUGGUACUGGUGUGCGAGCAUAUGUUCCUCCAAACAAGAAAGAAGGUACUGAUACAAGUGGAGCAAGCAUGAUGAAGAGAAGGAAUGAUGAAAACUCUAUCCGUGUGAACAAUCUCUCAGAGGACACCAGUGAGUUCGACCUCUUUGAGCUCUUCUCCAAGUUUGGCCCUGUAAACCGUGCCUUCGUAGCAAAGGACAGAAGGACUGGAUCAAGCAGGGGCUUUGGCUUUGUCAACUUCGUUCAUAGAGAGGAUGGUGAGAGGGCUAUCAGCAAGCUCAAUGGGUAUGGUUAUGAUAACCUUAUCCUCCGAGUUGAGUGGUCAGAAAAGAAGAACUAGAUUUUGCUUCUACUUACCUACUAGCCUGGCAUAUAUUCACUGAAGUGUUUACCAGUAUAAUACGGUCGGAAAUAGUACCGUGGUAUGCGCAUAUCCUGCGUUCUGAACUUGUGCCGGUUAUUUUGUUUGAACGAGAUAGUUGUAUGUCCCUGGUGUAUUUUGUGCCCGCCACUUUCGAAUGGGUAUAUUGGAGAAUGGAUGAAUUUCUUAUGCUGUAAUUUGUCUAGAGCAUUUCCAGAGUUGGAUAAUGGAUGAGUUUUGGAUGUCGUAGUUUGUCUA
This is a messenger RNA of Sorghum bicolor (sorghum), 1297 nucleotides long. Its product is annotated as eukaryotic translation initiation factor 3 subunit G. NCBI's taxonomy places the organism in Eukaryota, Viridiplantae, Streptophyta, Magnoliopsida, Poales, Poaceae. The coding region runs from base 119 to 1018 and encodes 299 amino acids. Gene Ontology annotation, molecular function: RNA binding; translation initiation factor activity. The transcript has 2 exons. The record is from RefSeq and is a predicted model, not a curated record. Gene Ontology annotation, cellular component: cytoplasm; eukaryotic translation initiation factor 3 complex.